GAUAGAUAAAUAAAUAUAAUAAAGAAUGAAGCUAUUUUUAUUUAAUCUUAAUAUGUAUACUUAAUAAGUUAUCUGGGUUUUGAACCAUGGCAAUUAUUUUUGCUAAUAAUUUUUUAAAUAAUCAUUUUCAAUGGGGUAAAUAUUACCACAUUUUUGUGAGGCAAUCAGGUUGGACCCAUAAUUGAUUUCUAUUUAUGAUAAAUGAUUCUUUGAGGUAAGUGUAAAUUAUAUACAAAAUUAUAAGUGAGAGGUGAAAACCAUUGUGUGAUAAAAAAUUUGUUAAAAGAAUUGAUAAAUUUUUUAUUUCAUUAUUAGAUAAAUUUUAUAUAACAUCAAAUUUUCCAUAAUAUAUUUGGCCUUUUUUCUAAAUAUUUAUAGAAAUCUUGGGAGAAUGAACAGAUAAUCUAUUCCUCUCAUUUGAUUAUUGAUUUAAGAAAAGAUUUCAAUUAAAUGAAUUGACAAAGUGAUUCCAUAUACUGAAAUAUUGUUUAUUUUUGUUAACAAUAAAUUAAAUUUUUGGAUAUGGCUUGGGAAUAAUCUUUGAAACCUAUGAUGUGGUUUGGGUUUGGAUUUCCAUUAAACAUGAACUGGGCCUGAAAAUUAUUUUUACUUAUGACCUAGGCUGGAUGAAGAAAUCAAUGCCAGUGAAGGUCUCUAAUUUCAAUGAUUAAAAUAUAUCAUUUCUCAGACUUUAUUUGAAGAUAAAUGAAUGGGCAAAUCACAAAUAUGCCUGUUUUCAAUUAUUUGCAAAAUUUAUUAGGAUUGUUAAUUUAAAGAAACUAUGAUUUCAAAGCAUCAUACAUUUCUAAAAAUUGUUGGACACUAAGAAAUAAAGAAAUCAAUUGUGAAGUGUAUAAUGGAGGAAAUAUUGAUCCAUGAUUGUUUUGGCAUAAAUAACAAAAAAUAUUAUAUUUUUUGUGACCAUGCAUUAAGCUUACAUAUAAUAUAAUAGGAAUCUUUUAAGAAAACAUUAUCAAAAAUAUAAGUUAAUAGCUGAUAGUCCAUUAUGAAUGACUGGUAAUCAGAAUUUUCUUCUUUAUUCAAUGAUGGGUGCAUAAUAAAUUUCCUUUAUAUGAUGAUGAUUGAAUCAGUAAAUUUUUCAUUAUUUUUAUAAAAUAUGUUAAUAGAGUGUAUAUUUAUGAAUUUUAAUUUAAAAACAAUAAGGGUCUAGAAUAUAUUUUUUUGAUUAUAAAUUACAAAUACAAAUGAAUAAGAAUUUAUUUUAAAAGAUUUUAAUAUAUUUUUUAGAUUAAAAAUAUAAUACAAAUGAAUAAAAAUUUAUUGUGCACAUAUAUUAAAAUAUCUAAAUAUAUAUUUCUUUAAUAUAUUUUGUAAAACCACUGGAAAAUUUUAAAAUUACACCCUCAUUUAAACAAAUAUAAAUUUAAUUUCUGAAUCACACCUCAUAAGAUAGGAGAAUUUUAAGAUUCAGCCAUCCACCGUCAAAUAAAGGAUAAAAUUAUGAUUCUCCAUCAUUCUUGAUGGCCAUCAGUGAAUGCCAAGUAACAAAACAAUAUAUAAAGUCAAAUGUGACUAUAUUAAUUGUAAAACUUCUAAAAUAAGAAGUGACAAAAUAAAUAACCAUUAUAAACAUAAACAUCCUCAUGUCAAGUUAUCUGAUAUCAAAUUUACAAAGAUAGCUAUCAAAAAGGAUAAUAAUUGGGUAUCCUUAAAUAAAGAUAUUCCAUUCAAUAUCACAAAUGGGGUUGAAACCAAGUUACAAAAAAAAUCAAUAACAUCUUACUUCCAAAAACACAAAUCUUUUAUUGAAGAUUCCCAAAUUAUAUUAUCUCAUACAAUGCCCAGUUCCAGUGAUCUGCUGAUUUUGAAUAAUGAGCUCAAAUCUUUUACUGAAGAUUCCCAAAUUAUAUUAUCUCAUACAAUGCCCAGUUCCAGUGAUCUGGUGAUUUUGAAUGAUGAGCAUGAAUCUUUUAUUGAAGAUUCCCAAAUUAUAUUAUCUUCUCAUACAAUGCCCAGUUCCAGUGAUCUGCUGAUUUUGAAUAAUGAGCACAAAUCUUUUACUGAAGAUUCCCAAAUUAUAUUAUCUCAUACAAUGCCCAGUUCCAGUGAUCUGGUGAUUUUGAAUGAUGAGCAUGAAUCUUUUAUUGAAGAUUCCCAAAUUAUAUUAUCUUCUCAUACAAUGCCCAGUUCCAGUGAUCUGCUGAUUUUGAAUAAUGAGCACAAAUCUUUUACUGAAGAUUCCCAAAUUAUAUUAUCUUCUCAUACAAUGCCCAGUUCCAGUGAUCUGCUGAUUUUGAAUGAUGAGCAAACACACAAAGUUAUUGAAAAUUCCCCAAUUAUAUCUUUUUUUCAUCCAAUUAUCAAUCCCAAUGCAAGCCAAAAUAUUUCAAACAUUAAAGGCCCAAAUAUUAUUCAAUUAUAUAAAAAAAAGGAGCCUAAUGACCCUUUUCAUUUCAUAUUCUUUAGAAUGACAAAUAUCUUGAUUAAUUUCAUAAUUUCCAUAGGCCCAUGUCAGCCAUGUUCAAAUAUAUUUCAAUAUCCUGUUACUCACAAAAGGAGCAUGAAUAUAUCCUAUUAUAAAAAGGUUAAUAUUGAUGGUUCCCUCAAACCAAGAAAUUGGUUAUCCUAUAGCACCACUUUAGACAAAGUCUUUUGUCUUUAUUGUCUUAUGUUUGGUGGCCCUAAAUCCAAUACUUUUUGGACUCAACUUGGAGUAAAUAAUUGGAAAAAUUUUAAGCGUGACUUAGAGAGACAUGAGUCAUCUUCUAUUCAUAAGGAUUGUGAAUACACCAACAUGACUUGGCUUGCAAAUAAGCGUAUUCAAGAUCAUUUUCUAUCAAAUAGGCUUGAUAUAAUAAUGGAAAAUCGUAAUAUAGUUCAUAAUAUUAUUGAUGCCAUUAUAUACCUUAUAAAAUGUAACAUAGCCUUUUGGGGCACUAAUUCGAAUGAAGGUAAUUUUAUGUGCCUCAUAAAAUUAAUGGCAAAAACGGUUCCAACUUUACGGGCAUACAUUGAUAACAACGAAAAAUUGAGGAGAAAAAAAUCAGAUAAAAUUUCAAGACCUUAUAUAAAUUUAUUGUCAUAUGGCCAUGUGAAAAAAAUUAUUGAAGUCAUUAAGAUAAAAAUAAUAAAAUGUAUUAUUCAAAAAAUUAAAGAGAAUUGUGCCUAUAGCAUCAUAUUAGAUGGAACAUAUGAUGUGUCUAAAAAAGAAUGCAUUGCUUUACUUGUAAGAUAUAUAGAAGAUGAUCCGCAUCCACAUCCUGUAGAAAGGAUCAUCCAUGUUUUUACAACAUCAGAAACCACCGGGGAAAAUAUAAAGAAACAUGUUUUUUCUAAGUUCAAAGAUCUUGGUCUUCCUCUUGAUUAUAUGGUUGGGCAAAGUAUGGAUGGUGCAGGGAAUAUGAGAGGAGUAUACAAAGGAAUGCAGGCUUUAAUAUUGAAAGAGGCUCCAAAAGCCAUAUAUAUUUGGUGCCAUGCACAUAGGCUCAAUUUAGUAGUUGCUCAUGUUUGUGGAUGCAAAAUAGAAAUGAAAAAGGUAAUGGGAAUAUUGGAUGAGUUAUAUAAUUUCAUGAAUGGGGUAAGACGUCAAGGAGUGUUUGUUAAAUAUCAAAUGACAAAGUCUAAAAAAUCUCUUAAAAGAAUAAAAAAUACAACAAGAAAUUGGUCAUCAUCUUAUAAAGCUGUAGAAAUUUUUUUAGAUGUUUAUGAACAUAUUAUAGCAUCAUUAAAUGAAUUAAAAGAUUCUAAUGACCCAAGCACCUCUUCUAUUGCCGAUGGAUUAUUAACAAGAAUUAAGGAUGAAGAUUUCAUAUUAAGUCUAUUUAUUUUGAAAGAAAUAUUGAAAUGCACACAUGAGGCUUGUAUUGAAAUGCAGGCAGUUGGUAAUGAUUUGGCUAUGGUAACUAAAUUAAUACAACACACAAAAAAUAAAUUACAAAGACUAAGAGCUAAUGGGGAUAAUAUUUUUUUAAAAUUGCAUUCCUUAUCUAACAGUUAUUUGAAAAAGAAUAAUGUUACAACGGAAUUGCAUAAUAUAAAAUCAAUAUUCAAAUUUGAUCAAACAGCAUUCAAUAAUUAUGUUAAACAAAAAAAAAACAAAUAUAAAAGGGAAAUAUUUUUCCCUGUGCUUGAUACAAUCAUUAAUGAUUUAAAUGAAAGAUUUAAUUAUGAUUGUUUAAAUUUUUUAUCUCAAAUAUCUCUUUUUACACCAGCUGGAAUUAUAGCCAAUGAUAGAAUAGAAGGGUGGCAAAUAUCUCAAAUUUGUCAUACUUACCAAUUAAAUGCUCAAGAUAUUGCUCGUGAAUAUAAUGAUUUUCGAUCUUUAUAUUUGGAUUCACAAGCAAUCAUUUAUUGCAAGGAUCUUUUGAAAAUAAAAAAGAAUGAUGGGUUAUAUAUUGAUGAAAGUAUUGUAAACGAUGAAACCGAGGAAGAUAUCAAUAACGAUAACAUAAUUAAUACAAAAAAAUGGAUAAAAUAUUCAUUUAUACUACCAUAUCGUCUUUUAAAUAAAUUAAAUUCUUAUUCUAAUUUAUAUUUAUUAUAUAAAUAUUUAUUGACUCUACCAACUACUUCUUGUUCAGCCGAAAGAGUGAUGAGCAAAGUCAAAAUAAAUAAAACUAGAAUGCGGAAUAAAAUUUCUGACCCCUUUUUAGAAAAUUUACUUCUAAUAUCCAGCGAAAUUGAUGUUUUUGAAAGAUUUAAAAUAGACGACAUUAUAACGCGAUUUGCAUCUACGUCUAAAAGAUUAACUAAAUUAUUAAUAAAAUAAGUUAUAUCUUUUUCACAGCUAAUUAUAUACGCCUUUUUAAUAAUGUAAAUUUAAUUUAAUAGUUUUUUAUAUCAUUCUAGUCCGGUGCAUAAUAUAAUACUAUAUUCAUUUUAUUUAAAUAUUUUAUAAUAGUUAUAUUUACAUAAAUGUUUUUAUAAUUCCAGUGCAAAAUAUAUUAUAUUCAUUUUAUUUUAAUAUUUUAUAUAAAACUUAUAUUUACAUAGAUGUUUUUAUAAUUCCAGUGCAACUAUAUUCAUUUUUUUCUCAUAUUUUAUAUAAAAGUUAUAUUUACAUAAAAAAAUUUAUAUUUCCAGUGCAAAAUAUACUCUAUUCAUUUUAUAUUUUAUAUAAUAGUUAUAUUUACAUAAAUGUUUUUAUAAUUCUUGUGCAAAAUAUACUAUAUUCUUUAUUCUAAUAUUUUAUAUAAAAGUUAUAUUUACAUAAAAAUUUUUUUUAUAUAAUAGUUAUAUCUAUAUGAAUGUUUUUAAUUAAUAUAAAGGCAUUAGUAUUUAUAGAAUCAAGCUAUACCUCUUUAAAAUUACUCAUUUUGUUUUUUUUACUUAAUAUAAAGGUAUUAGUAAUUAUAGAAUCAAGCUAUACCUCUUUAAAAUUACUCAUCUUAUAUUUUUU
This is a messenger RNA of Gordionus sp. m RMFG-2023, 5359 nucleotides long. RefSeq names its product zinc finger MYM-type protein 1-like. The record is from RefSeq and is a predicted model, not a curated record. Bases 1496 to 4729 code for a protein of 1077 amino acids. Lineage: Eukaryota; Metazoa; Nematomorpha; Gordioida; Chordodea; Parachordodidae. The transcript has 14 exons.